Emiliania huxleyi CCMP1516 is the source of this 1434-nucleotide messenger RNA. RefSeq lists its product as hypothetical. The transcript has a single exon. Lineage: Eukaryota; Haptophyta; Isochrysidales; Noelaerhabdaceae. The record is from RefSeq and is a predicted model, not a curated record. Bases 1 to 1434 code for a protein of 477 amino acids.
AUGAAGCUCAUCCUCGCAGUCUUUGGCGCGUUACUGCCUCCCACGAGCGCGUCGGCGCAAACUACCUUUGCCGACAAGCCCGCCCUGCAGACCGCGGCCGACCUGUGGUGCAGCGACGAGCCGGCCGCCCUGGCUGCGUAUGGCAACAUCUCGGACUGGGGCGUGAGCCGCAUCACAGACAUGCAGUGUCUGUUCAGCGCCAACUACGAUUGCCCCGGCGGCGGCUCCACGACCGGCAAGAGCACGUGCAACCCCGACAUUGGGUCGUGGGACACGUCUGCGGUUCUCUACAUGGACUUCAUGUUCGCCGGCGCCACCGCCUUCAACAAGGACAUCUCCUCGUGGAACACGUCUGCUGUCCUCUGGAUGAGCUACAUGUUCUUCUACGCCACCUCCUUCGACAAGGACAUCUCCUCGUGGGACACGUCUGCGGUUCUCUACAUGGACGGCAUGUUCUCCGGCGCCUCCGCCUUCGACAAGGACAUCUCCUCGUGGGACACGUCUGCUGUCGUCAACAUGUACGCCAUGUUCUACGGCGCCACCUCCUUCGACAAGGACAUCUCCUCGUGGAACACGUCUGCUGUCCUCUACAUGACCCGCAUGUUCUACGGCGCCAUCUCCUUCGACAAGGACCUCAGCUCGUGGGACGUGUCGGCGAUAAUGUUCAUGGACGUCAUGUUCGACGGCGCCUCCUCCCUCAGCGACUGCAACAAGGCGCUCAUCCAGGCCAGCUUCAGCAUGCAGACGAGCGCGUGGCCCUACUCGUGGGGCUCCUUUGCGUGCCCGCCACCCCCGCCGCCGGCCUCGCCGCCGCCGCCCGCAUCGCCCACCGGGGUCUGCGGCGACGGCACUGCCCUCGACGCAGUGACGCGGAAGUGCGAGGUCUCGCUUGGCAACGGUACCGAGGUGCUCGACGGCAAGGUCGAGGUCGUGCUCGACGAGUUCACCGAGGUGGUCGGCGGCAAGUGUGCGGUUGCGUGGGAGCGCCUCCGUCCGCCCUCGCCGCCACCAGCAGCGCAGCUGCUCGACCUUCGCACGGCCACCACGUACCAGGACUCGAGCUUGUUCGACAAGCAGGCGCCCGUGAGCGAUCUUUCAUACGCCGACAGCACGACGGGACGGCCGUGGGCCGAGUGCGGCCAAUACACAAGCCAAUGGUGGGGCGUCGACCUCGGGAGCGAGGUGUAUGUGCGCUACGUGCGGCUGCAGAACCGCAACGACUGCUGCGCGGAGCGGCUGACGGACGUCGACAUCUAUCUCGGCACGACGGCAGAGACGUACACGGGCAACGCGCUGGUGAAGUCGGACGUGAGCGUGUCAUCGAACGUGAUGUUGGAGGUGGAGAUCAACGCGUUGGGGCGCUACAUCUACCUCAACCGGCCGUCUGCGGCGGGGCUGACGGUGUGCAAGUUCUACGUUUACGGAUACGUGUGA